CUGUCAGUGAGCGCGGGGCCAGCGAGCGAGCGAGCCUGCGGGCCAGCGUCUGCAGCUACCCAGCUCCGCGCAGCGCAGCGCAGCGCAGCUCCCGCCGGACUCUCCCCAGACGCCGGGCUCCUCCGCCACCUCCUCCGCCGCCUCUCGGCCACCUCGGCCCCGGCCCGCGCCCGCCGCCCCCGCCCACCCGGCCUCCCCGGCUGCUGCUCCCCGGCGGAGGCAAGAGGUGGUUGGGGGGGACCAUGGCUGACGUCUACCCGGCCAACGACUCCACGGCGUCUCAGGACGUGGCCAACCGCUUCGCCCGCAAAGGGGCGCUGAGGCAGAAGAACGUGCACGAGGUGAAGGACCACAAAUUCAUCGCCCGCUUCUUCAAGCAGCCCACCUUCUGCAGCCACUGCACCGACUUCAUCUGGGGGUUUGGGAAACAAGGCUUCCAGUGCCAAGUUUGCUGUUUUGUGGUUCACAAGAGGUGCCAUGAAUUUGUUACUUUUUCUUGUCCGGGUGCAGAUAAGGGACCGGACACUGAUGACCCCAGGAGCAAGCACAAGUUCAAAAUCCACACGUAUGGGAGCCCCACUUUCUGCGAUCACUGUGGGUCAUUGCUGUAUGGACUUAUCCACCAAGGGAUGAAAUGUGACACCUGCGACAUGAACGUUCACAAGCAGUGUGUGAUCAAUGUCCCCAGCCUCUGCGGAAUGGAUCACACAGAGAAGAGGGGGCGAAUUUAUCUGAAGGCUGAAGUCACUGAUGAAAAGCUCCAUGUCACAGUACGAGAUGCAAAAAAUUUAAUCCCUAUGGAUCCAAAUGGGCUUUCAGAUCCUUAUGUGAAGCUGAAACUUAUUCCUGAUCCCAAGAAUGAAAGUAAACAGAAAACCAAAACCAUCCGCUCCACACUAAACCCUCAGUGGAAUGAGUCCUUCACAUUCAAAUUAAAACCUUCAGACAAAGACCGACGACUGUCUGUAGAAAUCUGGGAUUGGGAUCGAACAACAAGGAAUGACUUCAUGGGAUCCCUUUCCUUUGGCGUUUCAGAGCUGAUGAAGAUGCCAGCCAGUGGAUGGUACAAGUUGCUCAACCAAGAAGAGGGUGAAUACUACAAUGUGCCCAUCCCGGAGGGGGAUGAAGAAGGCAACGUGGAGCUCAGGCAGAAAUUUGAGAAAGCCAAGCUUGGCCCUGCUGGUAACAAAGUCAUCAACCCUUCAGAAGACAGGAAGCAACCCUCCAACAACCUUGACAGAGUGAAACUCACUGACUUCAAUUUCCUCAUGGUGCUGGGGAAGGGGAGUUUUGGGAAGGUGAUGCUCGCUGACAGGAAGGGAACAGAAGAGCUGUAUGCCAUCAAGAUCUUGAAGAAGGAUGUGGUGAUCCAGGAUGAUGAUGUGGAGUGCACCAUGGUAGAAAAGCGGGUCCUUGCUUUGCUCGACAAGCCCCCAUUCCUGACGCAGCUGCACUCCUGCUUCCAGACAGUGGACCGACUGUACUUUGUCAUGGAAUACGUCAACGGCGGGGACCUCAUGUACCACAUUCAACAAGUAGGAAAAUUUAAGGAGCCACAAGCAGUAUUCUAUGCAGCAGAGAUUUCCAUUGGAUUGUUCUUUCUUCAUAAAAGAGGAAUCAUUUACAGGGAUUUGAAGUUAGACAACGUCAUGCUGGACUCAGAAGGACACAUCAAAAUCGCCGACUUUGGGAUGUGCAAGGAACACAUGAUGGAUGGAGUCACAACCAGGACAUUCUGUGGGACUCCUGAUUACAUAGCCCCAGAGAUCAUCGCUUACCAGCCGUAUGGAAAAUCUGUGGACUGGUGGGCGUACGGCGUGCUAUUGUAUGAAAUGCUAGCAGGACAGCCUCCAUUUGAUGGUGAAGAUGAGGACGAACUGUUUCAGUCUAUAAUGGAGCACAACGUGUCCUACCCCAAAUCCUUGUCUAAAGAGGCUGUUUCCAUCUGCAAAGGACUUAUGACCAAACACCCAGCCAAGCGACUAGGCUGCGGGCCCGAGGGAGAGAGAGAUGUCAGAGAACAUGCCUUCUUCCGGAGGAUCGACUGGGAAAAACUGGAGAAUAGGGAGAUCCAGCCACCAUUCAAACCCAGAGUGUGUGGUAAAGGAGCAGAAAACUUUGACAAAUUCUUCACACGAGGGCAGCCCGUCUUAACGCCGCCAGAUCAGCUAGUCAUCGCUAAUAUAGACCAGUCUGAUUUUGAAGGGUUCUCGUAUGUCAACCCCCAGUUUGUGCACCCGAUCUUGCAAAGUGCAGUAUGAAACUCACCAAUGAGAGAUCAAACACCUCCACAGCCCCUAGACCUCCAGCAGUGGGAAAUGAUUCUUAAGCCUAAAAUUUUAAGACCAUGGCUUUGUAUCAUGUUCCACAUGGAGGCCUGUGAAUUGUAGGGUCAGUAGUCCAUAUGUGAUCAACUUUUCAAGGUCUCUCUUUCACUUACAACCAAGAACAUUAUCUUAGUAGGAGAUGACAUAAUGUACAUUGUCCAGUUGAAGUAUGUAGAAGUCAUAUCUGGCUGUAGGUUAAUUCUUCCUAGAAAAAAAAAAGACUCUUAUCCCUUUUGGGGUACAAUUUGAUAUAUUCUUUGGAUUGUCACCAUCAGGAUCCCCCAAUCACAAAUAUUAAAGUGAACCUGCCCCUGGUCCAAGGGCUGGAACCAUCUCCACCCAAGAUAUUUUUGGAAUAAAGAACGGGAUGCCCAAAGAGUAAGGAAAGAGAGACUGGGGUAAAAGAGUCUUCAAGAAACCCAUCACUUCCUGCUUCAAUGGAAAUAGUCCCUAGAAUCUGAAAGGCCAAGAUGAACCUAAUCACUCUUCCCAAACAUCAUAACAUAACCAUAGUCCAGCAAUUUAAGAAAAAAAAUUCAGAUACAUAUUCAUUGAAUUGAUCAUCUGUGUUACCCUAACUUGGUUGAUAACUAUGUUGACACUUUCAUUCUUUUUAAGAGGCCAAAUCAUCUAAGGACCUAGCUAAACAAGCAUAUGAAAUCAUUUCAGAUCAAGAAUAAACCAGUGUCUAUUUACAUUUAAUCUCUGGGAGAUUACUCUUCAAUCCAGGGUGCCAUCAGUAAUCAUGCCACUACUCAAGAGUGUUGUUAGCCAAUCCCUACACGUAACAAUAUUUUGCUACCUUUAUUGUUACCUUUCCUAAGAAGCUGAAGUGUAUGCCCUAUCCCUUUUUGUACUUAUUUAUUUAAUAAGCUGCAGUGUCAUUUAUGAAAGUAUGAUGUAUAGUAACUUAAUCAAAGUAUUGACUAGCAUCAGCCCCUACUGAUUGAUUUUCUUCCUUUCUGUAGCCCUGACAUCCACUUAGGGAUGGAAACAGUACAAUUUGGGUUCCCAUUUCCAGUACCUAUUGAAUGACUCACCUGGAGCUGUAGAAUCAAGAUACUUGGAUGCUUAUCAGCUCAAAGAUAUUUUCUUGCUAGAAAGAUUUUAAUAUGUUUUGCAAGUGCAUCAUGCAAUGGAUUUUGCAUGUUUAUAAUAAACCUUAAUAACAAGUGAAUCUAUAUUAUUGAAAUAAUUGUAUCAAGUAUAAAGAGUAUUAUAAUUUUUAUAAGACACAAUUGUGCUAUCUUUGUGAA
Messenger RNA from Nannospalax galili (Upper Galilee mountains blind mole rat), 3583 nucleotides. It is a transcript of the gene Prkca, whose product is annotated as protein kinase C alpha. The transcript is spliced from 17 exons. The coding region runs from base 243 to 2261 and encodes 672 amino acids. Gene Ontology annotation, molecular function: ATP binding; diacylglycerol-dependent serine/threonine kinase activity; zinc ion binding. Lineage: Eukaryota; Metazoa; Chordata; Mammalia; Rodentia; Spalacidae. The record is from RefSeq and is a predicted model, not a curated record. Gene Ontology annotation, biological process: protein phosphorylation.